Molecule: messenger RNA, 11458 nt
Organism: Dermochelys coriacea (leatherback sea turtle)
Lineage: Eukaryota; Metazoa; Chordata; Testudines; Dermochelyidae
Gene: STK32C
Product: serine/threonine kinase 32C
Exons: 12
Coding region: 4423-5703 (426 amino acids)
Biological process (GO): regulation of signal transduction; protein phosphorylation; G protein-coupled receptor signaling pathway
Molecular function (GO): ATP binding; G protein-coupled receptor kinase activity; G protein-coupled receptor binding
Source: RefSeq, a predicted model, not a curated record
UAUAUAAUUUACUGUAAAACAAAACUAACCACAGGUGUCUUGCACAAAGAGGGGAGUAUCCUGUUCUUUGAGAAGACAUUCUUGUUGAUUGGAAACCAUUUGGUCAAAAGGCAAACAAAUUUACAACCUACCAUUUGCAGUAUAUUUACAACUUGCAAUUAAAGAUGCCUAUCAAAUAUUUUGUACAAAGAAUGAAUCACAAUAACUAACAAUUAUACACAACUUCCAUAACAUAGCAUAAAAGAAAAUAAUACAGAAUGUUAAAGCAAAAUAGGUAUUAUAAAGCUGCAUCCUAGAAUCAGUGUAAACACACUUGGAGGUAAUAAAUAUGGUUUUACAGCUAAGGUGGUGUAAUCUUCUCCGAUACUUUGGGUACCUGUUAUUGGUUGACAGAAAGCAAGAAUUUCCUAGGAAUUUCCUUAAUUAGAAUGAACAUUUAUUUUCAUAUUACAAAAACAGACAAAAACAAAUACCCUUUAAACACACGAGUUAUCAUAUUCUCCAAGCAUCAUGUGUAUGGAAAUAAUUGUAUCUCCUAAAAUUCAGUAAAGGUGCAGGCAAUUUUGUAAUAACUUAAAAUUAGAAUAAAUUCUUUGAACAAAAAUGCUUGCAUCAAUAUUGAGGUCUAUCCCCUGCAAAACAAAAACAACACACCCCUGGAAUCAACAAAAUGCAUCCACAGAUCCUGAUUGUAACUCUUGCUUUCCCUAUCCCAGUCACUCCCUAUGUCUGAUAACUGGUAGGUCAGGUCUAACACAGGCUCAUUAGGUUUUCACACGAGCAUAGCUAUUCGUGUGCAUAAGCAUUUGCAGAAUCUAGGUCUUAGAUUGCAAGUUCUUUGGGACAAUGAUACCUCUCUCAGUUACACUGCUGUAUAUUCAAUGGAUCAACAAAUCCACUGAAGACAAUGGAGUUACUCUGGAUUUACUCCUGUGACACAGAGUAGAAUUUGACCUAAAACCUUUUCAGUGUUUUGUAGACUGCCUAGCACAGUGGUUCUCAAACUGUGGGUCAGGACUCCAUUUUAAUGGGGUUGCUAGGUCCGGCGGUAGACUUGCUGGGGCCCGGGGCCAGAGCUGAAGCUGAAGCCUAAGCCCCACCACCUGGGUCUGAAGCCUGGUGCUUGGGCUUUGGCCCCCCAUAUCUUGGGUGGUAGGGCUUGGGCUUCCCCCGACCCCACAGUCCGGGCAGUGGGGCUCGGGCAGGCUCAGGCUUCAGUCCCCCCUUCUGGGGUCAUGUAGUAAUUUUUGUUGUCAGAAGGGAGUUGUGGUGCAACGAAGUUUGAGAAUGCCUGAGUCUUAGCACUGUCUUGUGGACUAUGGAACAAUGCAUAACAGUAAAAACAAUAAACCAUGUACGCAUUUCAAAAGUGUGAUGUAUCCAGGAAUAAUUGGAGAGAAACUCUUACUGUGUAUUCCUUACAUGGCUGCUGUGCUCCCUCUCAUGCAACUCCAAAACCUACAGAACAUGCAGGUGAGAGAGGAGUACUCCCAAGCUACUACUCUCAGUUCUCUGAGGUUUGUGCAGGUUACCCAGUAGAACCAAUCAAUAUAGCACUUGCAUUUGGUUGGCUGUCAAUCAUGUGCUUGGAGAGUGGCCUCUUACUCUAGCACAGCGUUUCUCAAACUGGGGUCCGCAAGGGUACUCCAGGGGGUCCGUGGGCCGCACUGAUCAACUCCUUCCUCUCCCUCCCAGUGCUCCUGCAUGCCAGGGAACAGCUGUUCAGCAGUGUGCAGGGCUUGGGAGUUCACAGCAAAAAUUUUAAAUCAAAAGCUGGGGGUCCUCAGGUUACUAAAGUUUGAGCACUGCUGCUCUAGCAGAAAGACUCUCCCGUAGACAUUCUCAUACUAGUUAAACAACAGUAUGCUGCUUAUCACAUAUGCAUGGAAUACGCAAACCCCAUUUUUCUCUUCAAUAUGUAUCUAUAAGCGUGCACAGGGGGUUAACUCCCCUCUUUACACAACCAAAGUGAAUUGGGUGUUUUGCCACUAAGUAGCAGCCUAUUCUAUUCAGGUUCUUGUACUGCACCAUGAUAUCUGAAUGACAGUGCUUCAACGCUAUACCUCCAACCUCAGCCUGGAUUUUUUACUCUUUGUUGAAACUUACCAUAUAAUAUCUUCAGACCCAAUUCAAUAAAUGCGUCCCUACAAAAGAGGUUGUGGGAGCUACAUAAAACAAAACAUUGAUUUUCUGAGGUAUACAAAGGUUUAAAUUAAGACCUUAGUUUAAUCACAAAAUUUGAAGAAAAAUCAGUGUCUCUGUCUUUGCCUUAAUAGGGUGGAAAAAAUCAGUAGUGACUAAUAUAAGAUAUUCUACCUCUGUGCUUUCAUAAAUAACUGUACAUUGGUAACAAACUUGUUAAUAACGUAGUCCAAUUCCCUUUCAUAUUUGUUGUAAUGCUUAUGUAUGAACUUUAAAAUAAUGAAAUAGUUCCAUAUCUGCGAAUAAUGAAGUUGGUCCUGGCACAACUGAUAAUACUAGAGCAGGAUCAAGACCUUCAUCCUAUAGUCUUAUUCAAGAAAUAAUCUCAUUGAAAUCACUAGUAUUUUGGGUGCAUAAGAAAUGCAUGAUCGGGUCCAGAGAGAGCUUUGUGUGAGUAAGAAGUGUAAAAAGAUUCAGUCCUCCUCCCACUGAAAUCAAAGGCAAAACUUACACUGAUGUUAAUAAUGUGGGCUCUGUCCUAAACAAAGUAAAUGAGAAUCUACAUCUAAAAUACACUAUGGCAUGGGAGACAUUCAUUAUGCACCUGAUCCUGUACUUCUGACCCGUCAAGCAAAACUCUCAUGGAUGUCAGUAGAUGAUGGAUCUGUAUAAGUAGAAAGAAUUAGACUCUGCAGUCCCAAUCCAGCAUGAGUAGUCCCACUGACUUCAGUGGAGCUACUCACAUGCUUAAAAUUAAACGUGUGUUUAAAAGCUGUGUUGGAUCAGGGCUCAGAUGAACAUUACUCAUCUAAAUGCAGGACAGAACAAAUGGAUAUGAUUGUUCUGAGAGUUAUCUGAGUUCAGAACAUGCACAUCAAAUCACAAGUAUAGGGUAAAGAAAGAAAGAAGGAAAUAGACAGAGGAAAUCUGAAUGUUUCUACAGGUCCAGAAAAUAUUAAUUUUUGUUUUCAGUCAUCUAACAAUAUCUUUAUAUUCUGAAAAUCAACAACGAUGAAGUUUAAACUUGUGUACCAUGCAUGCCGAGUACAAUUUCUCCAUAAUAUUGUGAACAAAUUUUUGCUAUGCAGAGUGCAACCUAAAUGUACAGUUAAACAAGAGACUAGAAAACCACUGUGAAUUAAUUAGCAAUGCAAAUUAAGAACACCAAAUGCAGCAUUUAAAAAUUGUAUCUACAUAGUUUACUGGGGGAAUUGUUGCAAUGUGAGCCCUACAUUAAGUAUUUAAAUUGCUUGAAAUACACAAUUAUCUGAUAGUAAUGUAGCACUAAAAUUAUCCUGUUAAUCAGUGAUUAAACAUUGUUCUUCCUAUUAGAGGACUUUUUGCUGCAUUUCUGAGCAGACUGUAGCAUCUAACUGUAAAGUGGCAUGAUGCUAUGUUGUAGGGAAGAAAAGUCCAUAUUGAUCUUGUGUGUAUUUUUACAGCACACCAUAAAAAGAGAGUGGAAUCAUUGAUAGGUGUGAAAGCCAGGUAAGCAAAUGACCCAAUGACUUUCUUCCACCAGUUAUUACUGGUUAGUCUGAAGGAGGGGGCUGCUCAUGUUUGUAUUAGCAUUACUUGUUUUUCCAUGUUAACACAUGGAGAAAAAUGUUGCUCCUUAGCUGUUAUUCGCACCCCCUAUGGAACUCCUGACUAGUAAGACAGCUGUAUCGAUCACAAUCGAUAAUUCAUUCAAAGCAAGUCAGAUCCAUGUUUUACCAUUCAAAUCGCGACGGGGGGGGAAGGGGGGAAUAUGCUCAGCUCCCAUUACAUUCUCCCUACAUCGAAGCCACCCACAAGCAUCUCGAUGAGCUCAAAAGGUUAAAGGUAAUUCCUCGUUCGCACCGCUCGGGCGCCACCUAGCCGUAAUUAGGGCCCUGCACGUUCACACAGGGCAGCGGCCCCGCACGCUUCGGCUGCCCACGGGCAGGGGCUGUGUUGCCCUUGCUGAGCGGUAGGAGGAGAGGGAUUCGCUUGGCUCUGUUGCCGCUGUUCGCAUCCCCUGGCUCCAACGGGCUCCUCCGGCUGCAGCGGGGGAGCAGAGGCAGCAGUUCCCCGCGGCGCCGGGUCGUGUGGUGGAGCCAGCGGCAGGUUCGGCGGCCGGGGCCAGGCGUGCCGGACAGACAAAAGCCUGGGGGAGCGAGGCGUGAGGAAAGGCGCCCAGAGGCGGAGAGGGAGGCGCGUACGCACAGAUCCAUCUUGAAGGGGUUUUGCCUGCUGCCGCCGCGCCAGGCUCGCCGAGAUCACCGGGCGCUAGGGGAUGCCAGCUCGCCUCCUCUUCCAAUGUUUCACUGGGGCAAGUGGAAGAAAAGGAUGGGAGCGACCACGUCUGCCUCCAAGAGACCCGUGUUCGAUGAGAAGGAGGAUGUGAAUUUUGACCACUUCCAGAUACUCCGAGCAAUCGGCAAGGGAAGCUUUGGCAAGGUGUGUAUUGUACAAAAGAGAGAUACGGAGAAGAUGUAUGCCAUGAAGUACAUGAACAAACAACAAUGCAUCGAAAGAGAUGAGGUUCGAAACGUGUUUAGAGAAUUAGAGAUCCUGCAGGAAAUAGAGCAUGUAUUCUUGGUGAAUCUCUGGUACUCUUUUCAGGACGAAGAAGACAUGUUUAUGGUAGUGGAUUUACUCCUAGGUGGUGAUCUACGGUAUCAUCUACAGCAAAAUGUUCAAUUCACGGAGGAAACAGUGAAGCUUUAUAUUUGUGAGAUGGCACUAGCUCUAGACUAUUUACGAAGUCAGCAUAUUAUUCACAGAGAUGUAAAACCAGACAACAUUCUUCUAGAUGAGCAAGGUCAUGCACACUUAACAGAUUUUAAUAUUGCAACAAUAAUCAGAGAUGGUGAAAGAGCAACUGCGCUAGCUGGAACCAAACCAUAUAUGGCUCCAGAGAUUUUUCACUCUUUUCUGAAUGGUGGAACAGGCUACUCCUUUGAAGUUGAUUGGUGGUCUUUAGGAGUGAUGGCUUACGAACUUCUUCGUGGAUGGAGACCCUACGACAUCCACUCCAGUAACCCGGUAGAGUCUUUAAUUCAGCUGUUUAGUACUGUAAGUGUGCAGUAUUCAUCAGUAUGGUCAAAAGAAAUUGUUGCUUUAUUGAGAAAGCUAUUGACAGUGAACCCUGAGCAUCGAUUUUCCAGCCUCACUGACAUUCAAACUUCAGCUUACUUAUCAAAUGUCAUCUGGGAUGAUGUCUGUGAGAAGAAGGUGGAGCCAGGCUUUGUUCCUAAUAAAGGCCGUCUGCACUGCGAUCCCACCUUUGAGCUAGAAGAAAUGAUCCUGGAGUCAAGACCCUUGCAUAAAAAGAAGAAAAGACUUGCAAAAAACAAGUCCAGGGACAACAGCAAGGACAGCUCACAGUCAGAAAAUGACUAUCUCCAGGAAUGCCUCGAAGCAAUCCAGCAAGACUUUGUCAUUUUUAACAGAGAGAAGUUGAAGAGGAGUCAAAAUCAAAUGAAUGAAUCUGUUUCUCCUCCUGAAACUACAGAUGAAGCCGAGACAGAAGCUGAAUCUGAGAAUUCCAAUUUAAAUAUGUGUAGCUCAGUAUGUUCUUCUACAGGCAGCAGCUAGGACUACAGUUUCAAGGCAAGGGGCCGAAAAACCUACACGCUUCUUGAAUAAAUCAAUCAUUCUCAGGUUGCACUGAUGAAUAUAUACUGUACACUGCGUACUGUAAUUAAAAAAAGUCACAAAAUCAAUAUUGUAAAACUGUAGCAGAGGUAGAUAGUUCUUAAAGAACUGAAUUCAUGGAUUUAAAUGAUGGCCAGUUCUGAACACUGGAUUACCUACUAUGAGGAAAAAUACUUGCUAUGCAACACUUUGGAGAAAAUAGUUCAGUUUCUUUCUUUGCUCUUUUUUAAUGGCAGAUUGCUGACUCAAGCACGUUUGAACAUGGUAAGUGAACAGGUCAGAUCCUUGCAUAUGAGCAAGGCGCACGUAGCACAAGUGUGUGUUUGGGAAAGAUUGAGAAGAUGAUGUAAAGCUCACCUUUGCACUCCCCCAGAACUAAGAUUGCUGUUUACAGGAUUGGCCCCUUGUGUAAAUUGGAGAAGCCCUCAGGCUGCUCUAAUUAAUGACAGGUGCUAACAGCCUCAAGGGACUAAAUAGCUGAGGAGCAUGCAGUUUAAGAGCACCUAAGUCACACCCUCUUUCCUCUGGCUGCAAUCUACAUGUAAGAGCCUCUCUGUCAACUUAAUGCAACUGGAUGCUUCUCCUUGCACUGGGCCAAUCCCAGAGGGGCUGGAUAUACUGGCUUUACAAAAAGAAUCUGUUAGUGGAGUGGCACAAAGUGGUUGCACUGCACCAAAGGAUCUAGUCUAAAAUAUUUAAUCUCCUUGAAUGGCUGUCCUUAGCUACAAGGAGCUGUGCACAUUACAAGCCAAUGAAUCAGAAAUUAUUCUAUUUUUUCAUCACAUUGAAUUAAUAGGGCAUAAAUUCUAUUGGAUUUAGGUUUUACUGGAAACGUAUCCAGUGAGUAGCCAUAAAAUGCUGCUCAAUAAUAGAAGACAGGUGGUGUCAGUUUUAUCCAUCUGUUUACUUUAUUAUAAGUGUAAAUUAAAAUACUGUACAUAAUCUGCUGGUACCUGUCUUAACUUUUCAUUAGGAGUGGAGAUCUCUUGACUUUGCUCCAGCUGUGAAUAUUGCCUGUUUGUUUCAGAAGCCUUUUCUAUGUUAGGCUUAGUGGCUUAUUCUACUGUAUAGUGUCUUUAAGUUACUAUUACUGAAAUCAAGCCAUCAGUUCUACUACACCAUUCAAUUACUGUGCUGUGCAUAUAUCUCAUUAUAAUUAUAUCCACACAAAAGCUAGAAAAAUCUGUUAUCAGACCUUAAGAAAUUUGCCAUGUUUGCAUCCUUACUGUAUGUUCCUGAAGCAUAAUGGAUAGAGAAUGUUUUUAACAAAUGCAAACGCUUUCAAGGCAAUUUCUGCUGUGUUGAUGUAUAGUUUUGAGUAUCCAUGAAUGAAACAAAAGGAAUAACCAGUGUAAAACAAUUUUUAUGUAAAACAAGACAUGCUUACCUUUCCACAGUUUUAUGUGGAAACUAGUAAGUGGUGAAAAUUGUGCAGAACCAAAUUUUAAUAAAAAUAGUCAAGUGUGCAGGCACAACUUGUGGGGGGGGGGAAGACACCAAAGCUUUUAUACCAGUUGCACAGUUAGUUUUAGGACACAGCCAGGUAAAUGGUAUGUCCUGUUAGUAAUUAAACUGUAGAAGACCAUGGUUCUUGCUAGACCAUGGCCAUCCACAUCCUAUCAUUCAUGUAUAAUCAGAGCUGUGAGAGCUUGAAUAGGUCGUAACAUGGGGAGCCACUCUUUUCAGAGAAUAAAUACCAUCCAGCUAUGUUAAUGUUCCUAGAUAUUACUAUAAACUAUCCCUGCUCUAAUGAUAGGUUGAAGUAAGGGUUGGCUUAUUUGAGUAAAACAGAUCUAAAAUAAAUACUCCCCUCCCUUUUGCCCCUUCCUUACCAGCUACAGGAGAAUAUUUACCUCCCCAGCUCUGAGUCACAAACAAACUUUAAAAGGAAGAUUUUUUUCCUUUUCCUUCUGCCCUGCAGUAACAUUCCAGCUGAUUACCAAAUCAGCAAAAGAAUUCACACAGCCAUUCUCCUUUGCUGUUCCCUCCAAAGGCAUAUUAAAGCAUGUUUGAAUAGAAUGUAUAAUCUGGGCCCUAUACUUUGAAAGAUUUCAGUGAACAUUUUUCUAGCAACAUGUUGCCCUCCUACUCAUGCAUUUUGUUAUCAUGUUCCACCUUCCUCCUUUUAUUUCUGUAAAGGUAAUGGAUCUAAAGCCUCACAUUUUUGUCUUGAUCCAAGACAUAUCUUGCUUUGCUCUCUCUCUCUUCCCCUUUCUGUUGCAGAUUCCCAACCAGCCCAUUGCCCCAUGGCAGGGAAAUUACCUUUUUAAAAGAAUCACAAUUAAUAAUAAGUGCCAUAGGCACCUUCCAAAAUAACAGCUAUUUACUCUUAUUCCACAGUCCAAUGUCAGAGCACUGAAUAUCAUGUCUCUUUCUUGUGUUUGAUAAAAAGAAUCUAAUAAAAAAAGCUCUAAGAAGUAGGUGCAAACAUACCUCAAUAUGCCAAGCCUCAAAUAUAGCUUGCAAUGUGCGGCAAAGAUGCAAAGUGAAGGGGGCAAAAAAUUAUUAAUGCAGAAAACUUAAAUGUUGUGAGCCUCAGUCUGUCGUAUAGAUGGAUCUAUCAUGUCAGUUUCAUUAUUCUUUAUUUCUCAUGUAAAUAAUUUUCACCAAUAAAAUGAUGGCACACCAAAAUAGUGAGGAACAUAGGUAGCGAUGGGAAUGAAAUGAGCAAUGUUUGACAGGCAUGGAUGCACUCCUAACAAGUUAAUAUCAGAAACUCCCUCUGUUCAAAGGAGCUCUCUGCAGCUCGAUUAAAAUAUACUGUAAUAGCAAAAUAAUAGAACCCAUUCACUGCUGUAUUUAGCACAUGGAGUAAGUGGUUUCUGAAGCUGAAGUAACAAUGUAUAGGAAUGAACUGACUUUUUCAGUUCAGGCUUUGUUUAUUUCUCAUUACUUCCACUUUUUGUCACUUAUCUUUCCCGUAUAAACCAAGCAGAAAUGUCUUUAGUAGUACCAAGCACUAAACAACAAAGCUCCAAUGAGGACACUGCUUCUAGGUCAUUAGGGGCCAAAUUCUGGUCGCCCAGAAGGCCCUGUUAAAGUGCAACAUAUUGUUUCCUAAGGAAACAAGAUCUGGAAAACGCUUGUGCACACACUAUUUCUGCCUUGAUUAAAUGCAUUUCUAAAUCUUGAUCUCCGAGAAGCAAAUGACAUGACAAAGAGGGACUUUUAGAAUUAUUGUCCUAAGUAUUUGAGUCAUCCUGAGUACAAUAUAAUUUUAGUACUCAUUUUCUGUCUUAAAUAACGCAUGCAAAUGUACCUCACUAAUACCCAUCUGGGAAAUACUUUUACUGAUGCCUAGUUACACAUAGUCCCUAGAGAAGAGAUUACAUGCAUAUAGUAACUGUAAAAAGAAGACAAAUUGUAAGACAUGGAUACAUAUUUGUUUUAUUGUUAAACAAAAAAAUGAGGUGUAAUAUGAUGGGCCAAAUUCAUCCCUGGUGUAACACCACUGAAUAUUUUAUACCAUUUAUGUUUGUAUGUUCUCAACAUAAAAUGUAUAUUUUGCUUUAGAAAAAAAUAUGUGAAAGGAUUCUGGACUAUGCACUCCAGCAUAUUUUACCAGUUCUCCUUCUCUUUGCUGUCUAUAGGGUUUGUGUUGUUUGGGGGUGUGGUAGAAUCUAAAAUAAUGAUAUUGUGAUCAUUUUAAUGCUGUCUGUUUACUUGACUGGGUGGCAUUGUCCUGAUUUCUAUGUUCCUUUUAGGAUUCUUUGAUUAAAACUGUAUAAUCUUUUGGACAAAUUGGGCCUGAUCCAAUGCCCUUUAAAGUCCUUGGUCAUCCUCCUAUUGACUUCAGUGGACAUCUGAUUGGGCCCUUUUUGACUAUUUCAAAUAAUGCCCUGUGUAAAACUUCAUUUGAUAUGUAUAAAACUUUUGAGGGCAAUAGGAUUUUUUUCUUUGUUCACCUAUUUCAUCAAUACCAUGUUCCUGGUACACAGUCUUUUACACAGACACAUACAGUUAGACCUCUUUAGGAAUCAAGAGUUUAAUGCAUAGUCUUUCUGCUAUACAUGAAUUAAUGUAUUUUGUAGUCUGUACUUAGAUCCCUUAUUUAUGACUAAGGUCCUCGGUGAGCAGGACUAAGUGGGGUAAGAUCAGAGUCCCUAGCUUUCUAGUUCUUCUAUCCUUGCAGCCAAGAACAUUAAACAAAUAUUUACCUUGAGUGCCGAGUUCAUCAACACUAAUAUUUGACUGAGGAAAGGAAUCAUUCUUUUCUGAUGUUGUUUAUAUUAUUUAUAUUCCUAGCUAAACAAAUCAAUUUUCUAAUGUAAUUCAAGAAGUGCUUUUCACAUUCCAUAGGGCUUGCCCUAGGUAAAGAUUUUAGUAUUUGAUCAUUUAAACAAUUCUAAUCGUUAGUAGAAGCAAUUCUUAGACCCCCCUGGAGUUCUGGAAAAUGGAGAUCACAUGUUUUAGCCUGGCUUUUAUGUUUACAUGCAAGGCCCUUUAGCGUAAGGUAAUCAAGAACACUUGUGACUGUGUAAGGUUGCAGCCCAAUUCCAAUUUCUUACAUCCCUCAAAAACACAGUGGGAAUUUUGGGAGUAAAUAAUGGUAUGAUGGGCAGUAGGUGAAUAGUAAAUCCUCCUGCCAGAAAUGCUCUUGACAGUAGUGGCAUGGGAACUUUAUUUGAAAAAAAAUAUGAAUCAUGUGCCACUUAUGUCUGAUUGUACCAGUGGCAAAAACAAGACUAAACAUGUGCAAUGCUCAUUGCAUUUUAUGUAGCGAAUUACAUUAAGUUAUUGUAGGACUAUUUUAUUUGUGAAUGGGCUGGUUCCAAUUAAUAAUAUAUUUUUGGUGUGAAUCUCUCUGCACCAUUUCUCUUUUUGCUGUAUCUCUUAUUUUAGAUCCUGCUGCUGCACUUGGUCCACAAGCAAAACUACCAUUGUAUUCAUGGACUACAACUAUCAUUUGCAAUUAUUUCCAGAGCAGAUAACUAACUCUGGUUGCCAUCUCUAGCUGUCCUACCAGAACCACAAAACUCAAUUGAAUCUGCAUGAGAUAUUCAAAUGCUCUGUGUAUUAAUUAUUCUUCAUGAUACAUCUAUACAAUCUUUGUGGUUUUCCACAAUCCAUUGUACUAUCUGUAUGCCAUUUAUAAUAGAAUCAUCAUCAAUUCAUUGCUGUAAAAUAAGUAAUGUCCUCUUUUCUCAGUCUGUUGCCUUGGAAAUUUCUGAAAAUACUUUAAAAAUCUUCCAAUGAACUCCAUCUGACUUUCCUGGGAAUUUUGCAUGACAACGGCAUGCAUGAACUGUCCCGUAAGGGUUAAUUUGUUUUGCUAACUAUUUAUUGGUCUAUUCCUUGCCCAAAAGAGUAAAAGUAAUAACUAUUUUUAAAAAACAGUAGAAAUGUCUAUAACAGCAUAACAGCAUAAACUUGACUUAGAACAGUGCUGAAAUACUGAUGCCUUGCAGGCUUCUUAUUUUUUUUUUUUUUUUUAGUUAUUUGAGUGCAAAUCAGAUAGUAAGUAUAUCUUUGUAUUUUAUGAUAAUACAAUUCUGUAAUUUUUAUUGCAUGAAAACACCACCAUAUUAUACAAGAAAAUUUAAGUUCUGGCAAUAUAUUUGUGUUUUUGCAAGUACUGCAGAGAAGCCAUUGCAUUUGUGGAGUAAUAAAUGUGUAUUUUUAAGAUAUCUGGAAAUUUGCAAUCAUUUCUAGAUUUAUUGUUCAAGAAAAAUAAAUCGAGUAUUGUAAGGAGGGC